Peromyscus eremicus (cactus mouse) is the source of this 4294-nucleotide messenger RNA. RefSeq names its product spondin 1 (gene Spon1). The transcript is spliced from 16 exons. The coding region runs from base 178 to 2601 and encodes 807 amino acids. Gene Ontology annotation, biological process: cell adhesion. Gene Ontology annotation, cellular component: extracellular matrix. The record is from RefSeq and is a predicted model, not a curated record. Lineage: Eukaryota; Metazoa; Chordata; Mammalia; Rodentia; Cricetidae.
CAGCUCGACUCAGAGCAGCGCAGCUCCGCAGCCACCAAAGCGAGGCGGGCUCGGUCUUCCCACCACCAGUGCCACCCGGGCUCCUCCAGGUUUCGCCUCUGCCGCCCGCAUCACUUGGGGCAGGAGUGUCCUGACGAGGGUCUACAACAUCAGCACAAACUUGGGGGGCCCUCGAGGAUGAGGCUGUCUCCUGCGCCCCUGAGGCUUAGCCGGGGUCCCGCGCUGCUGGCCCUGGCGCUGCCCCUGGCUGUGGCGCUGGCUUUUUCAGAUGAGACCCUGGACAAAGUGUCCAAGUCGGAGGGCUACUGCAGCCGCAUCUUGCGCGCCCAGGGCACACGGCGCGAGGGAUACACAGAGUUCAGCCUCCGCGUGGAAGGCGACCCUGACUUCUAUAAGCCAGGAAGCAGCUACCGCGUGACACUCUCAGCUGCUCCUCCUUCCUACUUUAGAGGCUUCACACUAAUUGCCCUCAAAGAGAACCGAGAGGGCGAUAAGGAAGAAGACCAUGCCGGCACUUUCCAGAUCAUAGAUGAAGAAGAGACCCAGUUUAUGAGUAACUGCCCCGUGGCAGUCACUGAAAGCACCCCUCGGAGGAGGACACGGAUCCAGGUGUUUUGGAUAGCGCCACCCACAGGGACAGGCUGUGUGAUUCUGAAGGCCAGCAUCGUGCAGAAACGCAUUAUUUACUUUCAAGACGAGGGCUCUCUGACCAAGAAGCUAUGUGAACAAGAUCCCACACUUGACGGAGUGACGGACAGACCAAUCUUAGACUGCUGUGCCUGUGGAACUGCCAAGUACAGGCUCACAUUUUAUGGGAACUGGUCUGAGAAGACUCAUCCAAAGGAUUACCCUCGUCGGGCCAAUCACUGGUCUGCCAUCAUUGGCGGGUCCCACUCCAAGAACUACGUGCUGUGGGAGUAUGGAGGGUAUGCCAGCGAAGGUGUCAAACAGGUUGCUGAACUGGGCUCACCAGUGAAAAUGGAGGAAGAGAUUCGACAACAGAGUGAUGAAGUCCUCACUGUCAUCAAGGCCAAAGCCCAGUGGCCAGCCUGGCAGCCUGUCAAUGUGAGAGCAGCACCCUCAGCUGAAUUCUCAGUGGACAGGACACGCCACUUAAUGUCCUUCUUGACCAUGAUGGGCCCCAGUCCUGACUGGAAUGUGGGCCUAUCUGCAGAGGAUCUGUGCACCAAGGAGUGUGGCUGGGUCCAGAAAGUGGUGCAGGAUCUGAUCCCCUGGGAUGCUGGCACUGACAGCGGGGUGACCUAUGAGUCACCAAACAAGCCCACAAUUCCUCAGGAAAAAAUCCGACCCCUGACCAGUCUGGACCAUCCUCAGAGUCCUUUCUAUGACCCAGAAGGUGGGUCCAUCACACAAGUGGCCAGAGUUGUCAUCGAGAGAAUCGCCCGGAAGGGAGAGCAAUGCAACAUUGUACCUGACAAUGUGGAUGACAUUGUAGCUGACCUGGCUCCAGAAGAGAAAGAUGAAGACGACACUCCUGAAACCUGCAUCUACUCCAACUGGUCUCCGUGGUCGGCCUGCAGCUCCUCCACCUGUGAAAAGGGCAAGCGGAUGCGGCAGCGCAUGCUGAAGGCACAGCUGGACCUCAGUGUCCCCUGCCCUGACACCCAGGACUUCCAGCCCUGCAUGGGCCCUGGCUGCAGCGAUGAAGAUGGCUCCACCUGUACCAUGUCGGAGUGGAUCACCUGGUCGCCUUGUAGCGUCUCGUGUGGCAUGGGCAUGAGGUCCCGGGAGAGGUACGUGAAGCAGUUCCCAGAGGACGGCUCGGUAUGCACACUGCCCACGGAGGAGACGGAGAAGUGCACAGUCAACGAGGAGUGUUCUCCCAGCAGCUGCCUGGUGACGGAAUGGGGUGAGUGGGAUGACUGCAGCGCCACCUGUGGGAUGGGCAUGAAGAAGCGGCACCGUAUGGUCAAGAUGAGCCCCGCGGAUGGCUCCAUGUGCAAGGCUGAGACAUCGCAGGCGGAGAAAUGCAUGAUGCCUGAGUGCCAUACCAUCCCGUGCUUGCUGUCUCCCUGGUCUGAGUGGAGCGACUGUAGCGUAACCUGUGGGAAGGGCAUGCGGACCCGCCAGCGGAUGCUCAAGUCUCUGGCAGAGCUGGGUGACUGUAACGAGGAACUGGAGCAGGUGGAGAAGUGCAUGCUGCCAGAAUGCCCCAUUGACUGUGAACUCAGUGAGUGGUCCCAGUGGUCUGAAUGUAACAAGUCAUGCGGGAAAGGCCAUAUGAUUCGAACCCGGACAAUCCAAAUGGAACCUCAGUUUGGAGGUGUACCCUGCCCGGAGACUGUGCAACGCAAGAAGUGCCGUGCCCGGAAAUGCCUUCGCAACCCGUCAGUCCAGAAGCUGCGCUGGAGGGAGGCCCGAGAGAGCAGGCGCAGUGAGCAGCUGAGGGAGGAGUCGGAGGGAGAACAGUUCCCAGGCUGUCGGAUGCGCCCGUGGACAGCCUGGUCAGAAUGCACCAAACUGUGCGGAGGCGGGAUUCAGGAGCGCUACAUGACUGUGAAGAAGAGGUUCAAAAGCUCCCAGUUUACCAGCUGCAAAGACAAGAAGGAGAUCAGAGCGUGUAACGUGCACCCUUGUUAGCAGGGGUACAACUCCCCGGGGCUGCAUUCCAGAGUUCAGUCACCAAUAAUGUUGGGUGGUUUGUUUGCUUGUUUACGAUGAUUUAAAUUGUGUCCACUAGUUUUCAUUUUUAUGGUGUGAUUUGCCCAGUAGUCUUAAUGGACGUCAAGGGACAUCCUGUCUGAAUACGGCUUGGUGGGUGUAGGCCAGGUGGGGCACCCUUGUCCUCAGGCAGCCCUCUUCCUAUGCUGCAGUGAGUAGUAUUGGUUCACCUUGUACUAAACUUAAGUGUGUCCCUCUGGAGCAUCCCCCUGGUCAAGCAGGACAGAGACCCUGGCUACAUCCACAAGGAGAAGCAAUCAUGUGCUCGGGUGCCAGGAUGCAGCAUGCAAGGAGACACACAUCAGAUGCAAAGGAUGGGUUCCCCUUUCUCACCUUUGGCCUGCUCACUCUUGCAGAAAGCUCUUUACCUUUUCAUUUAGCACAACUCCAGGUAUCUUGGUAAGUCUCCUUGGUCAUGAGCUCUCCAGGCCCUUGAGGAGAAGCACUAAGGUGGGGUGGCUUUUAUUCUCCAAACCUGAUACUGGUUUGUGACGCCACAAGAGCGGCAAGUGACAAUGGCUGCUUUAUUUAACUGUAAGAGUGAUAAAGGAAAUUAAGCAUAAACUGCAUUUCCCUUGGGUUUUGACUGUUGGUGCCGUAACUGUCCUAGGGAGGCAGGGCACGACCCUUUGUCAAGAGAUUCUUCUUUGAACCAACAAAGACAGUAAAAUGGGUACUAGUCCCAAAUGCGACUUAAAAUCUUCGUACAGAUCCAGACCUUUUAGGUUUCCCAAACUUUCUUAAAGUUAAGCAUUUUAGCUCUGAGAACUACCUGCUACGUCAGCCAGAAAGCCCCCAUGUCAAUUCCUCAACAAAAAUAUUAUCUUCCCUACUUUAAAGUUGUGAUAGUUUAUAGUUAGAGAGGAGAGAGACAACCUAUUCCCAUGACUAGGACACAAACCUAGAAGGGUUAUUCAAUCAUGCCUGUGCCUGACUUCUAGACCGGGGCCCUGGUCCCCGUGGACAGUCCAAAGGAAGGCCAGGGGUUUCUACCGACUUCCAAGCCAUCAGCAGCACACUGAAUCCAUGGAGUCUAACGACCAACAAUCAGAGUAAAAGGACGCUUGUCUCUGAUGUGAGCUCGUCAGCAGGUUUUGCUCGUGCAUCUGUUCAAACUAUCAUCACGUUCUUUUGCAAGUCUGUGUUUAUUACCGCUUCAUCCAAAUACACUGUGGGCAAGAUGCGCACGGUGCUUUGAUUAUACUACUUUAAGAAUCUGCAUUAAACACAUCAGGAUUAUUUCCGGCCACAUCUAUGUACAACCCCUGAAUAUGUAUUUUCCUUAACACAAGAAAGCCUGUUCAAUAAAAAAAACAGAACAAACAUUUCUGGGUCUGUCUUUGCUUUUAGGCCACUAAGAGGUAGGAGGGUUGAGUCUUUUUACAGUUGUUACCCAGUUCAUUUUCAGGAAAAGAUGGGGCAUCUGUCCCCUCCAGACGGGCCACUGACAUCACACCCCACAGCCAUCUGAAGCUUGGAUUAUUUCCAACAUUAUUUUUAGAUAUUUUAAUGAAUUGCUUUCUCCUUCAAAGAAGUAGAAUACAAAGAAAUGAGAGGCUUAAAUUUCCACUUGAGACCCCCAAAUUGCCCCUCCAAAAUAAAGUCCUGAUUU